This is a messenger RNA of Lytechinus variegatus (green sea urchin), 2907 nucleotides long. RefSeq lists its product as uncharacterized. The transcript is spliced from 2 exons. Lineage: Eukaryota; Metazoa; Echinodermata; Echinoidea; Temnopleuroida; Toxopneustidae. The record is from RefSeq and is a predicted model, not a curated record. Bases 1 to 2907 code for a protein of 968 amino acids.
AUGAAUAACACAUCCAAUCUCUCAUCAAGAAGAGGUAAGGGAGGAAUUGCCUUAUUUGUCAAAAAAUCUCUGAUGGAAGAGUGCAGAGAGGUCAAUUGUCCCUCUUCCAGAAUUCUUGCUGUCAAAACAAAACUGCUGGAAUCCAAUGAACGUUUCAUCAUAAUCUGCUGUUACCUUCCCUGCGGGGUGUCUACCUCUGACCAGACUGACUACCACGUUUGUAUCUCCCUGCUCUCGCAGCUUCUAGAAAACUCAAAGGGUUGCUCACCAAUCAUUGCUGGUGACCUCAAUGUUGACAUGAUCCAUCCCAACACCAAGAAGACUCUCUGCAUUCUCAAAGACUUUCUAUUGGAAGAGCAUCUCUGUAGGCUCACUUCCAUUCACUUCACUUCCUCUGAUUUCACUUUCCGCUCAGAUGAUGGGAGACACAUGUCAUGUAUAGACUCAUUUCUUGUCCCUUCAAGAGACAAGCACCUCUUCAUUAAUGUUAGGACUUUGAGAGAUGACCCAACUAACACCUCAGAUCACCUGCUAGUCUCAGCUGAUCGGUCUUAUGAUGUUGCACUCAGCACCAGUACCGCUUCAGCUUCUCAAUCUGAUACCAAAAUCACUUUAAAAAGGCUCAAGGUUAAGUGGCAAAGCAUCAGUCAAGACUACAUCAGGACAUCAUACACAAUCCCCAUGGAAAGGGAUGCAGCCAAGCUCUUUCGUAGCAUCCGUGUCAUGAAUGAUAUCCAUCCUCAAGAUGCUGAAAACCUGCUCCUUUCUCUUGCUGAAUCCAUGAUUUCACACUCAAUGGAACUACCACACUCCUUCCCAUCUGGGGAAAGAAAAGGCAAACCUGAGUGGAAUGUUGCUGUCAACACAGCUUACAAUAUUGCAAAGGAGGCUAGAAAAUCUUGGCUACUAUCUUGCCAAGAUGAUAAAGUCUGUACCAGAAAUGAUCAUAUGGCCGCCAAAAAGUCAUUCAGGAGAAGCCUCCGGCAGUCUAGAGCUCAACUAAGAAAUGACCUCAUCUCUGAAAUCGAGUCUGCGUCCUCUUCUAACAGUAAGUUAUUCUACCACAUCGUGAAGAGAAAUCGUGAUUCAGAAACAAGUCAGACUGGAGUGAGCAAACUUUCUCUCGAUGGUCACACAUAUGAAGGAGAAGACAUGCUCCUUGGCUGGCAGCUAUAUUUCGCGUCCUUGUCAUCCACUAAUAUGACUGAUACCCUACCUGAUGAAUCCAUAUCAAAUGUCUCUGAAGGAUGCAGUACUUAUAUAGACCCCUUCUGCAACUACGGAACAGAUGGCGAAUCUUCUGGCAGUAUUCAUCUUACCUCGGUAGACAUCGAUGAAGCCAUCAAACUUUUGAAAUCGGGUAAAGCGGCAGGCAUAGACAACAUCUCUGCUGAGCAUAUACAGAAUCUCGGGGAUACUGCUUGCCGAUUACUACUUGCUCUGUUCAAUUCCUUCCUACUCCAUGCAUACUGCCCCAAGGCAUUUCAGGAAGGACUCAUACUUCCUCUGCAUAAGGGAAAAGGUAAAGAUCCUCAUGACCCUCGAAAUUACAGAGGUAUAACCCUGACAUCUGUCCUUUGUAAGCUCUUGGAACUGUGCCUUAAGCCCCACAUUGAAAGACAGCUAUUCACCAGUAAUAUCCCAGAUGAAUUGCAAUUUGGGUUCAGAAAAGGGUUCUCCUGUCAGCUAACAUCCCUAUCUCUGGAGCUGGUCAUUGAACUGAAUACUGCACAAAAACGGCCAACAUAUCUUGCUCUUCUCGAUGCCGAAAAGGCCUUCGACACUGUUUGGCACAGAGGUCUUUUCUAUAAGCUGAGGUCAUCAAAGCUAAGCCCAUGCAUCCGGGAUAUGUUAAGCUCUAUGUACAAUGGAUUAGAAAGCAAGGUCUUCUGGAAGGGCCAAGCCAGUAAGCUGAUACCUGUUACCCAAGGGGUGAGGCAAGGUGGGGUGUUAUCUCCAACAUUGUACACUACAUAUGUUGAUGGUCUGAUAAAAAAACUCCGUGAAAAGAAUCUUGGCUGCACAAUAUAUGGUCGUUUCUCCGGUCUGGUAGUCCUUGCGGAUGAUAUCGCACUCAUCACCACCUCAUCAACAGAGUUGCAGCAAAUGCUAGAGGUUGCCUUCAAUUAUGCUCAACAAUGGCACUACAGAUUCAACCCUUCCAAAUGUGCAGUGGUUGUAACAAACAAGCUCAAGCAACCUACAAAAUCAUCCUGGGAAGUCGGUGGUUCCUUCAUAGAGGAGAGAGACAAUCACCCACAUCUUGGUGUCAUCAAAUCUGGAACAAGGUAUGAUCCUACAGAUAACAUCAUUGGAAUGGGACUCCGUACCUUCUACGCUCUCUCUGGCACAGGUGCCUAUACAGGUGGACUCAUUCCCACUAUUAUUUCCCAGCUAUGGAAGACCUUUUGUAUCCCUAGGAUGUUGCAAGGCUCCACUGUAUUCAAAUUCACGAAAACUAUGCUGCAGAAGCUCGACAAGACCCAGUCCCACCUCUUUAAACAAAUUCUUGGAGUGCCAAAGUCAGCCGCAGAUGAGAUUGUUUUCCUGCUGACAAACCUCAUGCCAGUUUCCUCACAGAUUGACCUUGACAGGCUACUGCUACUCGGGCAACUCACUGCUCUGGGCCAGAGCCGCUUUGAGUACAGGACAUUUCUUGCAGCUCUCAACGCUGGAACACCCAUCAUACGGGUACUGCAAACCUUAUUGAAGAAAUAUGACCUGCCUGAUCUGCAUAGUCUCAUCUCCAAUCCACCAUCAUAUCCCGUCUGGAAACGCAUGUCUAAAUACAAAGUUCUUCAUGCUACUAUAGAGUAUCCCAAAGGGAGCCCCCUGUCUACACCGGAGAGACAGGACGAUGUCUGGACGGUGUCGUUAGAAAGGACGGGAUCAUGCGGUAACCUGUAA